CCUCUUCAGGGGCGGGGCAUCGACGACCCGGCCGAGAUCAUCUUCGAGAUGUCCAAGGAGGAGAGGAAGGACUUCUACCGCUCCGUGGCGCUCGGCCUCAACCGCCCGCUGUUCGCCGUGUACCGCCGGGUUCUCCGGAUGUACGACAACCGGAACCACGUGGGGAAGUACACCGCGGAAGGAAUCGAAGAGCUUGAAGCCUGUGCUCUUUCUGCAGGCUGAGGGACAAAACACGGCAACGACUGGGCCACCAUCGGGGGGGCGCUGGGCGCAGCGCCUCUCUCCGUCAAAGACCGCUGCCGCCUGAUGAAGGACACCUGCAACACAGGUAAGUGGAGCGAGGAGGAGGAGCGGCGUCUGGCCGAGGUCGUGUACGAGAUGGCGGGCGCGUCGCCGGGGUCGGCGGUCACCGGGGGCGUGUCCUGGGCGACGGUGGCCGAACAGGUCCGCACGCGCUCAGAGAAGCAGUGCCGGUCCAAGUGGCUCAACUACCUGAACUGGAAGCACAGCGGGGGCACCGAGUGGACGAAGGAGGACGACCUGGGCCUCGUACGCAGGAUAUCGGAGCUGGAGGUGGAGGACGAGAACGAGAUCAAGUGGGAGGACCUGGCGGGCGGGUGGAGCAGCGUCCGCUCCCCCCAGUGGACUCGAUCCAAGUGGUGGAGCAUCAAGAGACAAGUAGCCAAUCACAAGGAGAUCCCCUUCAGCGUCCUCCUGAAGGGUCUCCAGGAGCUGAUGGCGUCCUCACAGGUGGCCUCCGGACCAGGUAGCCCCUCCUCCUCCUCCUCCUCUUCGCUCCAGAUCCGACUCACCCGAUUGGACGAGAGUGUUGGCCCCGCCCCCGGGUCUGUGACGGCGCUGCAGAUCCCGCUGCAGAUCACACACCUGGCUUCAGACUCCUCGACGGCGGCCGGCGACGGUGACGCCAUCACGCUGAACGCCGGCGCCCUGCAGACCUUCGAGUUACUGCCGUCGUUCCACCUGCAGCCCACCGGCACCCCGGGGACCUACUACCUGCAGACCACCGCCCAGGGGCUCCCGCUCAGCUUGGCCGCCAACGGCACGGUCACCCUGACGACGGGCCCCUCGCCCCCGUCGCAGGAGCACAUCAUCCUGCACGGGCUGUCGACGGACGGCCUCUGCUCCGCCGACGGCGUCAUCAUCCAGACCGUCACCUCGGACCACGCCUCCUGCAACCCCCUCGGCCAACCGCAGCUGGUUGUGGAGACGGAGGGGCGUAGCCAGGAGGAAAGGCUCGAUGCCACGAGUCUCCUUGAGGGGUCGGAGGGCGUUGUCACGGGAACGCCAGAGCCAAUGACGGACGGCUUCACAGACAAGGAGCUGAGCUCACCUUCUGUUGGGGGUCCAGAGGUGCAUUCUGGGAUAACAUCUGGCAGCGCCGUGCUGAGCGUGUCUCCUCCCAACAUCAGCAGCACGCUGACAGAUCCGAUUCUGGAGAACCAGGAAGGAUCUGACUGAGCUGAACGCCACCGCAGACUCUCAGGAUGAGGUCACUUCCUGUGUGUGUUCAUGUAGCUCUUUCAACCAAGUGGACGUUGUGAAUUAAACGGAACUGUAAGUUUGAAGCUCCACACCGAACGCAGCGAGACGUCCUCCUCGUGAUGUCCUCCAGAAGGCGUCUUCUGCGAGGCGUCCUCCAAAGGGUGUUCUCUGAAGUCCUCCACGAGGCGUCCUCCAGAAGCUGUCCUCCGGUAGGCGUCACACACGAGGCGUCCUCCAAAGGGUGUUCUCUGAAGGAAGUCCUCCACGAGGCGUCCUCCAGAAGCUGUCCUCCGGUAGGCGUCACACACGAGGCGUCCUCCAGAAGCUGUCCUCAGUAGGCGUCACACACGAGGCGUCCUCCAGAAGAUGUCCUCCGGUAGGCGUCACACACGAGGCGUCCUCCAGAAGCUGUCCUCAGUAGGCGUCACACACGAGGCGUCCUCCAGAAGCUGUCCUCAGUAGGCGUCACACACGAGUCGUC
Messenger RNA from Gasterosteus aculeatus aculeatus (three-spined stickleback), 1984 nucleotides. NCBI's taxonomy places the organism in Eukaryota, Metazoa, Chordata, Actinopteri, Perciformes, Gasterosteidae. The record is from RefSeq and is a predicted model, not a curated record.